This is a messenger RNA of Chelonia mydas (Green sea turtle), 6689 nucleotides long. RefSeq names its product interferon-induced very large GTPase 1-like. The record is from RefSeq and is a predicted model, not a curated record. Gene Ontology annotation, molecular function: GTP binding. Gene Ontology annotation, biological process: regulation of apoptotic process. NCBI's taxonomy places the organism in Eukaryota, Metazoa, Chordata, Testudines, Cheloniidae.
UGUAAUCAUGGAGAAUAGACCCAGGAGUGUAACUGGCUCUGAGUCCUCAGAGACAGUGAAGCCUCAAGCACCAGCUGGUAUCACAUCGCCGAGGCCUGUGGCUGAGGAACCUUUGGAAGAUGCCGACAGAGCUGCUUCACAGAUGUUAUCAACCAGAGGACCAUGGGACUCAGUAACAGCGGCCACUGAUGAAAAGGCCUUGGAGACGAUACACAGGGAACAAAAUAACCUGGUCAAAUUACUUCAAAACAAUGCUGGAAAGGUCUUGGACGAGUUGUUCUUCCAGUUGGUGAUCACACAGCAGGACUACCAUCGAAUCAACAAAGGAAAGGAUGCAGAGGACAAAAUAAGAAUAUUGUUGGAUAUGAUCCAGCGGAAGGGGGAAGUGACCUGUAAGCAAUUUCUGGAGAGUUUACAAAGCCUGUUUCCUGAUUUCCAACAGCACAUACAAUACUCAGGACAGGGUUCUUUCAAUCUGCGGAAAGAAGAAGAGACUCAGCAUAUCCCAGAGACAGUGGAAAAGGACUUCCAAAAAGAGAGAAGAAAAGCAUUACAAAAUGUCCUGUCCAAGUUAGGGAUGGAGCAGCACAUAAGCCAGAAGCUCCGGCUGAAGGAUAUUCUGCAGAUCAGCCCAGAAAAUGUAAAGAGCUGGACUCCUGAGUCAUUAGGAGAUUUACCUUGGUAUUUCCUAAGAAAGAUAAUGGCUUUAAAUGGGAUGGCCAGAAAUACAAGCCUUAACUACACGGCACCUGGUUAUCAACAAAGCAGUGAAGAUGAGCAAGAGCUGAAUACUGAUGAAAGUAUUUCUUGUCUUAGUGAUGCUAAUGCUGUGAAUCCACUUGAUGUUCUGUGUGCUGUUCUGCUUUGCUCAGACAGUUUCCUACAGCAGGAGAUCCUGUCCAAAAUGUCCAUGUGCCAGUUUGCCCUCCCUCUCCUGCUGCCUGCCCUUGACCCCAAGUGUACCCUACUGCUGUGGGCCAUGAGGGACAUUGUGAGGAAGUGGAGGCCGCACUCCCUGGCAGAGAGCAGAGGGUUCAGAGAGGAGAGCCUGGUGCUCACGGCAAUGCCAACCAUUUCCUUUGUGCGUUUGGGCAGCUGUAGCUUCUCCAAGUCCAAAUUCCUCAAUGAGGUACUCAGCCCCUCCCAGCAGCACCACGAUUUCUUUGUCCAUCGGGACAUGGAGUCUGGGCAUGUCCUUCGAAAUAUCUCUGAUGGGUUGGUAGAAAUAUCCUGGUAUUUUUCUGGGAGGGGGAAUCUGGAUCUUUUCCCAGAGCCCGUUGCAGCUAAUUUGCACGGAGACAUUGAGUCACACUGGCUGCAAUUCAGCUUUUUAACAAAUGUCUCCUCUUCCGUGUUUAUAUUUGUUGAAAGCAUCAGUGAAAAAAACUACUUACUUUUAUCAUCUCUAAAGGAAUCAGCAAUGAAAUAUUAUUUCAUCUUUAACGUUCCAACUGGGAAAUCCAGUGAAACACAGAUAUUCUGUGAUAAAUUAAUCUCAGAGUUGAAACUGAACAAAUCACAGUUAUUGGUGAAAGACAGCAGCAAAAAUAAGGCCAAAUUUGUAAAAAGGCUACAAUUGCUUUUAGGAUGUAUAAUGAAAUCUUCUGCCAAGAGAAUAAAUAUAGAGGAUAUGGCUGUUAUUGCACAUGAACUAGGAAUCCAGGUAGAUGAAGACUGUAAGGCAAGUCAAACAGGAAGCGAGUGGGCUAAAGAAAUCACUGCAGAAAUAAAAGACAUAGGAAAGUACAAGAAAGAAAUGUUGAGACUCCAAGGGGAUCCAUGGAAAAAAUUGGCUAAAGUGGAAAAAGAGCUGUGCCGAAUGAGAAGGCAAGGGGACAUCCCUUCUGAGAAAUAUAGAUCUCAGCUGAAAGAGGAAUUAUCAGAGUUACGUGCUCAGCAGAAUAAGUGUGAUCUUACUGAUGGUUUGAAUAAAUUUAUCAUGGGACUAAAUCAACUAGCUCCACUGGAAAAAAACUUCUUCCUGAAAUGGAUUAAGUUUAGACUGGAUUGCAUUGCUAGGAAUAAUCUCUCUGAAUUGCGCGAUCAAUAUAAAGAAAAUAACACUUCAGGUGAUGACCAAAAGUUAUCAGAACUAGAUGAAUUAAUAUCAGUCAGUUCCUUAGGACUUGAGCAUUUCAUGCGUGAGUUGGCACAGUUUUAUGAGGCUGAAUGCUCAAUGAUGGAGCAAGGCAAAGUCGCAAAAAGCAAAAGACAAUUCACCCAUCUCCCAGGCAUAGCAGCUGACCUGAUGCUGGAAGGGUUUCCCAUGGAGCUGAUCGAUGGAGAUGCAUCCAACAUCCCACUGCAGUGGGUGACAGAUGUGCUGACUGAGCUCCAUGCCAAGCUGGGGGGAAGGUCCAGAAUGGUGGUUCUGACGGUGCUGGGAGUGCAGAGCACUGGGAAAUCCACCCUCCUCAACACCAUGUUCGGCCUGCAGUUUGCAGUGAGCAGUGGCCGAUGUACGCGAGGAGCCUUCAUGUCACUCAUUAAAGUGGCAGAGAACUUUCAGCAGGACCUGGGCUGUGAUUUCAUCCUGGUGAUAGACACGGAAGGCUUGAAAGCCCCCGAACUGGCCAGGCUGGAGGAUAGUUAUCAACAUGACAAUGAGCUGGCCACACUGGUGAUUGGACUGAGUGACAUCACCAUCGUUAACAUGGCCAUGGAGAAUGCCACAGAAAUGAAGGAUGUUCUGCAAAUAGUGGUCCAUGCCUUCCUCAGAAUGGGGGAAAUUGGGCAAAAGCACAACUGCCACUUUAUCCAUCAGAAUGUCAGUGAUGUGUCUGCACAUGACCAAAACAUGAGGGACAGGAAACGCCUCCUGGAGCAGCUGAAUGAAAUGACCAAAGCUGCAGCAAGGAUGGAAAAAAAAAGCAAGGAAAUAAAAUUUUCAGACAUUAUGGACUAUGAUCCAGAGAAACACGAUUGGUACAUUCCUGGACUGUGGCAUGGAGUCCCUCCCAUGGCUUCUGUGAAUAUGGGAUACAGUGAGAGUGUGUGUGACCUAAAGAAAUCCCUGUUUGAACUUAUGAGAAGCCGUUCAAUUAAGAGAACACCUAAGGAGAUUCCCCAGAUCAUUGAAUGGGUGAGGAGCCUGUGGAAUGCUGUAAAGCAUGAGAACUUUAUUUUCAGUUUCAGAAAUAGCCUUGUAGCAGAAGCCUAUAAUCAGCUGUCUGUGCACUAUUCAAAGUGGGAAUGGGAUUUCCGCAAGAAGAUGCAUCUCUGGGUAGCUCAACAAGAAACUGCUAUUCAGAAUAGUUCUCCACAUGAAUUAGAUACAGGUAAAAUAAAAUAUGAGUUGCAAAAGAAACUGGUGGAUGGUGAAAAGAGGAUUUUGGAUUGCUUACAAAAUUAUUUUGAUAGUGCGGCAGCUAAUCUUCACUUAAUUGAAAAGUACAAGGAAGAUUUUAUCAGGAGUGCAAAAGGCCUGAAGAAAGAACUUGAUAGUUAUUCAUUCAGUAAGUGUGAGGAUGCAACUCAAAUUCAAAAAGGCCGGUACAUGAUAAAAAAUAUCCAAAUUGAGUACAUGAAGAAAAUAGAAGAGAAAGUUGACCAACUUUUGAUAGAAUGCUGGAAAAGAAAAGAAAAAUUAAAUAAUAAGAAUCUGGAAUCUGAAUUUGAAAAAAUGUGGAGAAAAACAUUGUCAGAAUUAUCAUUCACUCCUUUACAUACACGACUAAUUUAUGAAGAUAUGGAGUUCCAAUUGAGAAAGGACUUAGAGAAUCGAGGGAGUGAGGUCAAUCAAAAGCUACAAGAAGCAGGAAGCCUUCGGGAUUAUGGAAUAAAAUCUGUCACCAGUGAAAAUGAGUACUUUGUCUUUAAAUUUUUCAAAGGCAAAUCAUUAGUCACAGCCAUCAAAGAGUGGUUCAGACCACAACUUCCAUGUAACACAGAUGAACUUACUAAAUCAUUAGUGGACAAGUGCCAGAGUUACACGGAGAAAAAGAUAAAGUCCAAAACAGACUACGAUGAAACUUUUUGCAGAGAACUGCAUAUAAUCAAUGAGAAACUCCAACAAUGUGAUCUGCACAAACUUCACAUCAGUGCUUUCUUUGAAGUCAAUCUAAAAUUUCACAUUUUGGGGGAGGCGGCUUGUGCAUUUCAGAAGAUGCACGAGGAUUUUAUCAAGGAAAAUGACCCUCAGCAACAUCUGGAGAGACUGAAACCUCAGUAUUUCUCCACCUUUAGAGACCUUUACUUGGAGAAGGAUACCUGCCAAGAGAGAGCUAAGGAUUUCUGUGAUCAGUGUCUGAGACCUGCCCUGGUGGAGUAUGUGAACAAGAGACUGGGAAUAGAAAUAGUGGAUGACUUUCUCAGGAAGGGACAAUCCUUAGAAUAUGGCAGCCGGAGUUUUUUCCAGUUUGCUGUGCAGAAGAAGCUGCUGGAGGAGAUGAAUUUUGACAACUAUGUGAAAUAUAUUAACAACUAUGAAGAGUUUGUCAAGACCUGGAUACUGAGACACCUGCUAGAUCACUACAAAGAGAGUGAGGGUUUGAGAGUUAUGGAGGAACAGAUUUUAACUACAGUUAUAAACAAAGUCAACAAGGCUCUGGAAAACUGCAAAUAUAAAAAAACAAACACAGUCUCUGCCUUCUUAGACAACUUUUGCAGCGUGCUGCAGCAGGACCUAGUCAUUUCCAGGGACAGUUUAGCUGGGCUCAGACUUAAAAUCACAGCAAAUGCUGAACAGUUUUCUGCAUAUAUUGAAACCUUUCUUCCUAAUCUGAAGGAACUAAUUUUAUCUGAAUUUAAAAAGCUAGAAAUUCUGUCAGUACUCUCCAAUCUAUCAGUGAAACCUGAGGAUGAAAUCUUCAAGCGAGUGUUUGGCUGUGGGAAGCAGUGUCCAUUCUGUAAGGUCCCCUGUGAAGCAGGAGCUCCUGCGCACAAGGAGCAUUUUGCAUCAGUGCACCGCCUCAAGGAUUAGGGGAAUACCGAGAUUGAAACAAAGAUACUUUGCUAUGAUAUAUGCUCUUCUGCAGUGGUUUCCAAUGACUCAUUUAGAUGUUCAGAGACAAAAUGGAAACCUCAUCCUUAUAAAGAUUAUCUCAAUUUUUUCCCAGACUGGCGCAUCCAGCCAGAUCCCAGCAUCACGGCUUCCGAUUACUGGAAGUUUGUUUUCAAGGAAUUCAAUCACCAGUUUGCUAAGGAGUUUGAUGCUCUCCCUGCCGAUCUCCCUGAGGACUGGGGUGAAAUAACCAAAGAGCAGGCACUGCAGGGCCUAAAGGAAGUGUUUACAUUGAAGGCAAGGACAGGCUGAGAAACUCUGUUGUGAGCAGAAAGUUACAGAAGUUAAUUUUCUUUAAAUGUGGCAUGUGAAAAAAUUCCCAUAUCUUCUAAAUACGUACUUUUGUUUCUCUGAGAAAAUCAGACACAGUUUGCAGCUUCCAAUGCUUUUUCACAUAACAAUGUAUGGCACAAUUCAAGAUGAGAGAAAGACCCAAAUGUGGAGUUUCUGCAUGUUUGUCGUAAGGACCAGAUGACCACAAUCCCAAUGCUGUUCCCACCACUGCAUUUGGUCGUGCAGUGGUACCAUCCAGUGACCUGCAAACCUUUCCUAGAUGAGUGUUUUCUCCAAAAAAAGGACCCGAAUACCAACCAUCCACUUCUGCUACUUAAAGCAUCAAUAUCCUGUGAUUUUGUGGCUAAUCUGACAUCAAACAGCCUGGCCCUGUUGCUUGCCUUCCAUGAAGAAACACAUGGGAGGGGGAAAGCACUUCAGAAACACCAAGGAGAGCGGUUUUCAGCUAAACAUAAUGGGGAAGGGAGGCAUGCAGCCAGCAAACCCAAUCGACCCUGAGGAUUCAAAGGGAAUCCCCACAAACCCAAGAGACUCUGAGGCUCCAAGGGAAACCCACCCUAUACCUGUGAACAGUCUUUCCCUCUGCCCUGCUGUCUGCCCUGCACACCCCUCUCACCCAGGGCAGUAAGGCUGAGAAGCCAUGGUGCUAGUAGCUUCUCCCCCUGUGAUUGCCUGCCACCCUCUGCAUGGGGGGUGCUGUGGGGAGCAGCCAGGGAAAGCAGUUCGUGCUGCUAAGCAAUCUGUGGUCCCAGGUGGAAUGUCACCUACUGCCAUUUUGGCUGAUACCUAGUGCCCGGCGAGGAUACAAAAAUGUAUCCACAUCCAAUUUGUGAUCUGCAAAAAUUGUCUGCGGUUACCCGCAUCUGCAGAUAUCUGUGGUUUUGCAGGGCUCUAGACUGCUCCACAGCUCACUGCACAGCAGUGACGCAGGGCUGUGCCAAGCCCCCAGCUACCUCCCACUUCUCCCCAGAGACCACCUGCCCCACAGCCUGCUCCACCCCCACUGCACCUCCUUCCCCGCUCUGGGUAGGAAGGCAACAAUCCUGGGCCUUCGUGUUCAGUGCCACCCGCCCAGUGGUGGGGCUCGGACACCCCUAUGCAGCUGAGGCGGCUGUAAUGCACGCAGACCCGGCCCAGACAUAGAGCGGUGACCACUGCUCUCUUCACAGCAUGCGCCCUUGCCGCCCACUAGUUUGAAUUACAACCACACCUCUUUCAAAAUGGUGCUUGGCUCACUCCCUUCUGGGAGUUGUAGUUUACCUUCUCCCUUCAAGAAAGCUGGGGACUACAGCUCCCAGAAUCCCCAGAGGGCUGUCCCCACUGUUGCAUAAUUCAAAGAGGCGAGCUGGAGCCUGUGGGCUGGGUGACAGCCACUCCGUUCGGGUGAUUGUGU